Molecule: messenger RNA, 966 nt
Organism: Penicillium maclennaniae
Lineage: Eukaryota; Fungi; Ascomycota; Eurotiomycetes; Eurotiales; Aspergillaceae
Exons: 4
Coding region: 1-966 (321 amino acids)
Source: RefSeq, a predicted model, not a curated record
AUGGCUGGAAUGAUAUUAAAGCUCGCGCGCAUGAACGACUUGGUCACAAAGGAAUCCGAAAUGCUGAAAGACUGCUUAAGGGGGCUGCUUGACUGGCUUCCGCCAGGAGGAAGAGACUCCAUCGCGCACGAAAUUCUCGAUGCAGAAUCUGACGAGAAGCUCCUGGCUACCUAUGAGAAUAUUCUUAUUUGUCUACUCCAACCGAUUAAAGCGUCUGGUGGAAAAACACCUACCCCCGUUGACUCACCGCAUCAAAAAAGACGUGAGGAUGCUCAAGCGGUGUAUGAGGUGAUUGAAGAACCGCAAGUUCGAGAUAUGAAUUUCCGCAAUGGCUGUCUCGAACGUGAUAGAUAUCGUUGUGUGGUGACAAAAGCCAUAUCGUUCAACGAGGCGGAAGAAACGGAGUCGGCGGACGAUGUUCUACAGGGGGAUCUCGAAGCUGCGCAUAUCAUUCCCUGGUCAUUUGCAAGCUACGACCCCAUGAAAGGUGCAAGCGUCGUUUCGAACAUGUGGGAAACCCUUUACCAAUGUUUCCCUGAGAUACGCGCAAUUAUGCGAAACUCCAGAAUCAAUGAGAUCGAGACUGGCCUCACGCUUCACAAUUCUAUCCACCGCGCCUUCGGUCGCUUCCGAUGUGCCUUCGAGCCGAUCGCCAACGCUCCGCAUACGUACAACUUCGUCACCUUCAAGCGCUUCCCCACCGAGAUGAAGCCAUUCCUCCCCCAUCAGGUCACUUUCGUAGAUGCAUCCCAGCCUGAGUCAGAGUCUUGUCUUCCACACCCGGUCUUGUUAGACUGUCACUAUCGACUUGCGAAAUUUUUCCACGCGAGUGGGAUGGGUGUGGUUAUUGACAAGACUCUUGACCAUUUAAAGGAAAUUAAGACUGGUUCAUUCUUACCUCGUGAUGGUACUAAUGAUCUGGGGUCUCUGCUUCGAUACGGAAACUGGCAAUCUGUCACAAUCUAA